AUGGCGGGCAUGUGCAGGAGCCCAUUUUGCUCCAAGGAAGCUUCAACGUCAUGUGGAUGGGAGGAAAUAUUCAACACCUCCACUUGCACGAAUCAUAUCCUGGCGAUUGGCAUCGCUGCUCUAAUCGUCAUCGUUCUUGCAAUCCAGCUGCUCGUCAGGAUUGCAAAGAGCAGACAAUAUGCGCGCCAGCUCGUCGCGCUCACUUCGCCACUGCAGUUGGCUGCUGUAGUGUUCAAUGGCUGCUUGGGUCUCAUUUAUCUUGGCCUUGCAUUGUGGAUGCUGGGGACCAACUUCAGCCAGCAUGCUUCUGUCUACCUUCCACAUCGGUGGUUGGUGAACUUGUCUCAGGGACUCAGUUUGAUCCUUAUCAGCUUUGCUUUCAGCAUCAGAACACAGUUCCUUGGAGCAGCAUUUUACCGGGUUUGGUCAGUUCUGCUGACCACAUAUGCUGCAUUCGUUUGCUGUACCUCAGUUGUUUACAUGAUUGCAGAUAAGGUACUAGGCAUGAAGGCUUGUUUGGAUGUUCUAUCCUUACCAGGUGCACUACUGCUCCUUGUUGUUUAUGGGAUUUGGCACGUCAGGGAAGAUGGUAAUGGAGGAGUUGAAAGUGCUUUAUAUAAGCCUCUGAACAUUGAGACUCACGGUGAUAUGGCUGACUCUCAGAGUCAUGUAACCCCGUUUGCUCAAGCCGGGAUUUUCAGCGUGAUGACAUUUUGGUGGCUAAAUCCUAUGAUGAAGAUGGGUUAUGAGAAGCCUCUUGAGGACAAAGACAUGCCGCUUUUAGGUCCGUCAGAUCGAGCAUAUAGCCAGUACUUGAUGUUUUUGGAGAAUCUGAACAGGAAGAAGCAGUUGCAGGCAUAUGGCAAUCCGUCGGUCUUUUGGACUAUCGUUUAUUGUCACAAAAGUGCAAUCUUGGUCUCAGGUUUCUUUGCAUUGCUCAAAGUGGUUACAUUGUCUUCAGGUCCAGUGAUUUUGAAAGCAUUCAUCAACGUUUCACUUGGGAAAGGGUCCUUUAAAUACGAAGCCUAUAUUCUAACUGCAGCAAUGUUUGUUAUUAAAUGCUUUGAAUCUUUGUCACAGAGGCAGUGGUAUUUCCGUACUCGGAGGUUAGGACUCCAAGUGAGGUCAUUCCUAUCGGCUGCCAUCUAUAAGAAACAACAGAAGCUAUCCAGCUCUUCAAAACUGAAGCAUUCUUCUGGAGAGAUCAUAAACUAUGUCACUGUUGACGCCUACCGGAUUGGUGAGUUCCCAUACUGGUUCCAUCAGACAUGGACAACAAGUGUCCAACUUUGCAUUGCUCUAGGGAUUCUGUAUAAUGCAGUUGGUCUUGCUAUGAUUUCAUCUCUGGUUGUCAUCAUUCUCACUGUAAUCUGCAAUGCUCCUCUAGCCAAGUUGCAACACAAAUUUCAGAGUAAACUUAUGGAAGCACAAGAUGUGAGACUGAAGGCGAUGUCAGAGUCCUUAAUUCACAUGAAGGUCUUGAAACUUUAUGCAUGGGAGACUCAUUUCAAGAAGGUCAUUGAGGGGUUAAGGGAGACUGAAAUCAAGUGGUUGUCAGCAUUCCAGCUUAGGAAAUCAUACAACAGUUUCCUGUUCUGGACAUCACCUGUUUUAGUUUCGUCUGCAACCUUCCUAACAUGCUAUCUUUUGAAAAUUCCUCUUGAUGCUAGCAACGUAUUCACAUUUGUGGCCACUCUGCGCCUUGUUCAAGAUCCAAUUAGGCAGAUACCAGAUGUAAUUGGAGUCGUUAUACAAGCUAAAGUUGCUUUCUCUAGGAUAACAAAGUUUCUUGAUGCGCCUGAGCUGAAUGGACAGGUUAGGAAGAAAUACUGUGUGGGCAAUGAAUAUCCUAUAGUGAUGAACUCUUGCAGUUUCUCAUGGGAUGAGAACCCAUCAAAACCAACUCUGAAGAAUAUAAAUUUGGUAGUCAAAGCUGGAGAGAAGGUUGCAAUCUGUGGCGAGGUAGGAUCGGGAAAGUCAACACUUUUGGCUGCAGUUCUUGGAGAGGUUCCUAAAACUGAAGGCAUGAUCCAAGUUUGUGGGAAAAUAGCAUAUGUUUCUCAAAAUGCAUGGAUCCAAACAGGAACCGUGCAAGACAAUAUUCUCUUUGGGUCUUCGAUGGACAGGCAAAGAUACCAAGAAACACUUGAGAGGUGUUCUUUAGUAAAAGAUCUUGAAAUGUUGCCAUAUGGAGACAAUACUCAAAUCGGGGAGAGGGGUGUAAAUCUUAGCGGUGGUCAGAAGCAGCGUGUUCAGCUUGCUCGUGCAUUAUACCAAAAUGCAGACAUUUAUCUUCUUGAUGACCCUUUCAGCGCUGUUGAUGCUCACACAGCUACUAGUCUUUUUAAUGAAUAUGUCAUGGGAGCUCUGUCAGAUAAGACUGUCCUUUUGGUGACCCACCAAGUCGAUUUUUUGCCUGUAUUUGAUUCUGUUCUGUUAAUGUCAGAUGGCAAAAUUAUUCAUUCUGCACCUUAUCAAGAUUUAUUGGCAUAUUGUCAAGAAUUUCAGAACCUUGUAAAUGCCCAUAAAGACACUAUCGGUGUUUCAGAUCUUAACAGAGCCGGCCCCCACAGAACAAAUGAAAUAUUGAUCAAGGGAUCGAUUGAUAUUCGUGGAACCCUAUACAAAGAGUCUUUGAAGCCAUCACCAGCAGAUCAGCUGAUCAAGACAGAGGAAAGAGAAAUGGGUGAUACUGGUCUCAAGCCUUAUAUCCUUUACUUGCGUCAGAAUAAAGGCUACUUCAAUGCCUCUCUGGGUGUUCUUUGCCAUAUAAUUUUCUUAUCUGGCCAAAUAUCACAGAAUUCAUGGAUGGCUGCUAAUGUCCAGAAUCCUGAUGUUAGUACACUUAAGUUGAUUUCUGUGUACAUUGCAAUUGGAAUCUUCACAGUGUUCUUCUUGCUAUUUAGAUCGUUAGCACUUGUCGCUCUUGGGGUCCAGACAUCAAGAUCUUUAUUUUCCCAGUUACUCAACUCAUUGUUCCGUGCACCAAUGUCCUUUUUUGAUUCUACUCCUCUUGGAAGGGUACUUAGCCGGGUAUCUUCAGAUUUGAGUAUUGUUGACCUUGAUGUUCCAUUUGGAUUGAUGUUUGCUGCUGGUGCCAGCUUAAACGCAUAUAGCAAUCUGGGGUUGCAGAGGUACUAUUUAGCCUCAGCUAAGGAAUUGAUGAGGAUCAAUGGCACUACCAAAUCAGCUCUGGCUAAUCACUUGGGCGAGUCAGUUGCAGGGGCUAUAACAAUAAGGGCUUUUGAGGAAGAAGAUCGUUUCUUUGAGAAAAUUUGGAACUUAUUGACAAGAAUGCUGUGCCAGCUAUCAAAUCAAAUAAUCUCUGUGGAAAGGGUGAACCAGUACAUGGACAUACCAAGUGAAGCAGCAGAGAUUAUUGAAGAAAAUCGACCAUCACCAAACUGGCCGCAAGUUGGUAGGGUGGAUCUUAGAGAUUUGAAGAUCAGAUACAGGCAAGAUGCUCCUCUUGUACUACAUGGAAUCACAUGCACUUUCGAAGGUGGAGAUAAGAUCGGUAUAGUUGGCCGGACAGGAAGUGGAAAGACAACUUUAAUUGGUGCAUUGUUUCGUCUUGUUGAGCCAACUGGAGGGAAAAUAAUUAUAGACUCUGUAGAUAUCACUACAAUUGGCUUACAUGACCUGCGUUCACGUUUGGGUAUCAUUCCGCAAGAUCCGACACUCUUUCAGGGAACCAUAAGAUAUAAUCUAGAUCCUCUUGGGCAAUUUUCGGAUCAACAAAUAUGGGAGGUUCUUGACAAAUGUCAGCUUCUUGAAGCUGUCCAGGAGAAGGAACAGGGGUUGGACUCACUUGUUGUGGAGGAUGGUUCGAACUGGAGCAUGGGUCAAAGGCAGCUCUUCUGUUUGGGACGUGCACUUCUAAGAAGAUGUCGUAUCUUAGUUCUCGAUGAGGCCACGGCAUCUAUAGACAAUGCUACUGAUGCUAUCCUUCAGAAAACAAUCAGGACAGAAUUUAGAGAUUGCACUGUGAUCACUGUCGCACACCGUAUACCCACUGUUAUGGACUGCAGUAUGGUACUUGCAAUGAGUGACGGGAAAGUAGUGGAGUAUGACAAGCCUACGAAGCUCAUGGAAACCGAAGGAUCUCUCUUCCGUGAACUCGUCAAAGAGUACUGGUCAUACACAUCGAAUGGAAAUAUUUAG
Molecule: messenger RNA, 4164 nt
Organism: Miscanthus lutarioriparius
Lineage: Eukaryota; Viridiplantae; Streptophyta; Magnoliopsida; Poales; Poaceae
Source: the annotation of a GenBank genome assembly